AUGAACGCAUCAGGUAACGGCAACAACGACUACCCGAUGCAUCCCGAAGGCGGCAACGACCACAUGAUGCAUCCCGAAAACGAGCAGCGGAUGAAGGGCAAGGGGAGACAGAAGAUCGAGAUGGCGAAGAUCGAGAACGACACCAAUCUCCAAGUCACCUUCUCGAAGCGCCGCGCUGGCGUCUUCAAGAAGGCGAGCGAGCUGGGCACGCUGUGCGGCGCCGAGUGCGCCCUCGUGGUCUUCUCCCCGGGCAACAAGCCCCACUCCUUCGGCCACCCCAGCGUCGAAGCUGUCACCAACAGGUUCCUCCAAGCGAACGGGGGCGGGGGAGUGGCUCCGGCGCUGGUGAAUGCGGCGGAGAGGAUGAUCAUGGUCCACAGCGAGGCGGCCACGGCGCAGCGCAACAAGGAGCUGGUGGGUUUGGAGACGCGGGUGGAGCAGGCCAAGCAGCGGAGGAGGGAGCUGGACGGAAUGGUGCCGCCGCUGCAGAUGGAGAACCUCAGCUACGAGCAGCUGGAGCAGCUGAGGAACUCGGUGUUGAUGUACAAGCACGGUGUCGGAGCCAAGUUCGGUGGUGGGGCGGCUUCGUCGGUGGGCCCCGAGUAUGGAUACACGGUGCAGUAUCCGGCGAUGGGGGCUUACAAUUAUGAAGAUCCUUCCGCUGUUGUUCCCUAUGACCCCGCCACCGGCAACUACCACCACCACCACCCUGGGUAUUAG
Salvia splendens (bonfire salvia) is the source of this 720-nucleotide messenger RNA. Its product is annotated as MADS-box transcription factor 23. Gene Ontology annotation, biological process: positive regulation of transcription by RNA polymerase II. The transcript is spliced from 2 exons. Gene Ontology annotation, molecular function: protein dimerization activity; DNA-binding transcription factor activity, RNA polymerase II-specific; RNA polymerase II cis-regulatory region sequence-specific DNA binding. The coding region runs from base 1 to 720 and encodes 239 amino acids. The record is from RefSeq and is a predicted model, not a curated record. Lineage: Eukaryota; Viridiplantae; Streptophyta; Magnoliopsida; Lamiales; Lamiaceae.